Saxophila tyrrhenica is the source of this 2283-nucleotide messenger RNA. RefSeq lists its product as uncharacterized. Gene Ontology annotation, biological process: protein phosphorylation. Bases 1 to 2283 code for a protein of 760 amino acids. Gene Ontology annotation, cellular component: cytoplasm; nucleus. NCBI's taxonomy places the organism in Eukaryota, Fungi, Ascomycota, Dothideomycetes, Mycosphaerellales, Extremaceae. The transcript has 3 exons. The record is from RefSeq and is a predicted model, not a curated record. Gene Ontology annotation, molecular function: ATP binding; protein kinase activity.
AUGGCUCUGGACGCAAAAUACGCCAGCCUCAUAACAUCGCUAGAUGCACUCCUUCAGCAGAGCCGUAAGCAUGAUGCCGAGUCGGCGCUCAGUCUCGACCUGGACGAUGCACUGCUUGAGCUUGAAUCAUGGCAUGCGAGCUAUACUUCACAGGCCGUGCCGUCUCUACUCGAAAGUUUGGCCGCAGACAAGUCUGGCUCCGACCUCGCCGAGUUGACACUGGAUACGACCUUGCAUUUCUCGCAAGAUCUUGAAGCUACUAUGGCAGAAUGGUCAUCAACGUCGCGAGAGCCGCUGGACACUCACCCUGGAACAAGCCGGAUAUUGGACGCUGCGCGCCUUCUCCGCGACAUCAAAGGCACCGUCUUCGUACAAGAGGCGGCAUGGCGAGACGAGCAGCUACACGCGAUCGUGGAACAGAGGUCAAAUCCACACUCUGACCGUAGUUCUAUUGUUCAUGAGCCUCAGUUCGAUCGGGCCGAGAGGGAUAGAGUGACCGAGAGCUCGUCAAGGUCAAAAACCAAAGAUGACAAAGAGACUACACUGGAGCGGGCCACGCCUAUGACUGGCAGUCAAGUACACCACAAAAGUGUGCAGCUUUUCAAGUCACCGAGACAUUCGCUGUCAGAAACUAAGCCACCACGGCUCAGGCAGGCUCAUCCGGACAGUGGUGAAGAGUCAGAUCAGCGUCCGGCGCAGAUCACUAAACCCUCUUCACAAAUACCGGCUGACUCCAAUCACGAUGUACAAGUCUCGCCGAUGCAGCUACCGCAAGAGCGCAGAGAUGCACUUCAAAUGGAUGCGGAGACCGUCCAAAGUGUGCGACCGACGUCAGCACCAGCAUUCCCGCCAAACAGUCCCGCUGUCGACAAUCGUCGGAAACAUAGAAUUUUGCGCGUCAUCCGAUCACCGAGACAUUCGCUGUCAGACCCUUGGACACCACAACCAAGGCAGGCCCAUCCUGAUGGCGGAGACGAGCCAAGACAGCACCCUACACGCACUGCCACGUAUGUGAAAUCUCCUAUCGAUCUGUUCUGGCCGCAACAUGCCUCAUCUAAAGAGCCACGACAACGAGUGAUCAAGUCCGAGAUCAAGCUGAAUCCUGAUAUUGAAUACACCUCGUUCAUUGCGGGGACCCAAAAAUCCAUGGUGUGGUGCGCCCGGUCUCAGAAAGAGGAUCGGACGGAUGACCACCUAGCGGUGAAGAUCGUACCGUGCGACGAGACAACCAUGCGCAAGAUUGAAGGAAGGGACGUCCCGGGGGGGAGGUAUGAACUGAAGAACUUGGCAUCAAUCAAUCACGACCACAUUGUUGCCCUGGUUGGCAGUUUUGAGGAGGACCGGCCGAACAGGGACCGCGUCUUCGGCCUACUGCUUUAUCCUCUCGCUCGAACACACAUGGAGAACCUUGUGUCGGAAAUAUCGCGAUACAACGAGACGCGGACAGCAACAAACAUGGAGCAAUGUCACGAGAAGACUUACCUUCUCCUCUCGUAUUUUGCAUGCCUCUGCCAGGUUCUCAUGUAUCUCCAUCGCCACCGGAUUUUGCACCAAGAUGUCAAGCCGAGCAACAUACUUGUCGACAAUUUCGACAACGUACUCCUGGCAGAUUUCGACAUCGCGAAGAAGUACACGUCUCGGCAAUUUGACAUGGGCGUAGGUGCGCCUCCUCAAACAAGAAAGUACGCACCCGCACACGUGAAAGAAGGCAAAGAUCAUGGCUCUGAAUGGGACGUGUACUCCCUUGGAUGUGUGUUCCUUGAGAUGGCCACCGUGAUCAUGGGGGAAACUAUCACUGCUCAGCAUCAGCACUUUGUGUGUGGUGACACGGUUGUUGAGGGUUGGCAAGAGCUCGAGCUUGGCUACGACGAGGCUUUAAAGCUGGGCCGCAUUAAGUCAUGGAUUGAGCACCUCAAAACAAGGUUCGCGGCUGCGCCGAAACACAGCUUGUUACGGAACAGCUUCUCCUCUGCAGGCGCUCUUGAGAAAUACCAGACCCCUGAAGGAGCGGCCGAAGCGUUCUUUGGCAGCAUAUUGAUGAUGCUCAACGCUGAGCUCGGGGCUGAUGGCAUACUUGAGAGGGCAUGUAGCUGCUUCUGUCGCCUCAGCCAGUGGGACUGCACAUAUUGUUUCCCCCCGGGAUCCAAUCACAUGUCGACCAAGCCUGGCGCUCGCAGUGUGCUGUCAAGCAAAAUGGUUGAGGCGCCCAAGUUAAUCACGAUCACGGUCAGUAUCAGCAAAUAUCCUGAAUUAUCGUCUGCGUGCUCACGAAACAUCAGAUAA